Molecule: messenger RNA, 982 nt
Organism: Rhinopithecus roxellana (golden snub-nosed monkey)
Lineage: Eukaryota; Metazoa; Chordata; Mammalia; Primates; Cercopithecidae
Gene: BSX
Product: brain specific homeobox
Exons: 3
Coding region: 164-862 (232 amino acids)
Biological process (GO): regulation of DNA-templated transcription
Molecular function (GO): DNA binding; DNA-binding transcription factor activity, RNA polymerase II-specific
Source: RefSeq, a predicted model, not a curated record
GUCUUCUUGCCUCUCCAGCGCCCGGGGUAGCCCAGGCCCGGGAGAGAGCAGAGGAGAUUCGAGCCUCGGAGGGUAGUUGCCGGCUUUCGAGCAGGCUUGAAGACUCUGCCUGCGUCUUCCACUUCGUCCCGGCCCUUGUCCUGUGGCAGGUGCUCCGCUCAAGAUGAAUCUCAACUUCACCUCUCCUCUACACCCGGCGUCUUCUCAGAGGCCCACAUCCUUCUUCAUCGAGGACAUCCUGUUGCACAAGCCCAAGCCGCUGAGGGAGGUGGCCCCAGACCAUUUCGCCAGCUCUCUGGCCUCUCGGGUGCCUCUGCUAGACUAUGGCUACCCCCUCAUGCCCACACCCACCCUCUUGGCUCCUCACGCCCAUCACCCUCUGCAUAAGGGAGACCACCACCAUCCUUAUUUCCUCACCACCUCGGGGAUGCCCGUCCCAGCGCUGUUCCAGCACCCCCAGCACGCGGAGCUGCCGGGGAAGCACUGCCGCCGCCGCAAAGCCCGCACUGUUUUCUCUGACUCGCAGCUCUCGGGCUUGGAGAAGAGGUUCGAGAUCCAGCGCUACCUGUCCACGCCAGAGCGAGUGGAACUGGCCACGGCCCUCAGCCUGUCCGAGACGCAGGUGAAAACAUGGUUCCAGAACCGGCGGAUGAAGCAUAAAAAGCAACUGCGGAAAAGCCAAGACGAACCCAAAGCACCAGACGGGCCAGAAAGCCCCGAGGGCAGCCCCCGCGGUUCAGAGGCCGCAGCCGCCGAGGCUCGGCUGAGCCUGCCCGCCGGCCCCUUCGUGCUGACCGAACCAGAGGACGAGGUGGACAUUGGAGACGAGGGGGAGCUGGGCUCAGGGCCACACGUGCUCUGAGUCGCCAGGCUGGGGAGGGUGGUAGGCAGGGGAAGAGACUGCGGGGCCGAGCGCCAUUCCCUCCCGGACGGGAAGACUCAGAUUCCAGUCUCGUGGCGGGCCUUGGAGAUUCGCUCCUGG